CCCUGCGACUAAACUGGGGCAAGAAAACACGGAACCCCUUACCUUAUUGUACAAGCAUUAUUUGGGUAGCAAAUCGCUCUAGGAGUUGAUAACAGGAAAGCCACAUCCUUGUGAAAUCUUGUGACUUGUGGACACUUGUUGCUAAGGCAAACAAAGUUAGAGAAAUCAAAGUUUUAAAACUGUACUCCUUCACGUUUCCGCCAGGGGGAUCGACUCCGAGCAGUACAACCAGUUGACUCGGCUGUUAGGAUUGGGCAAGAAGGACAAGCGCAGAGGACUGGUCACCCAGGGAGAACGUAAACUUCUAACAAACCUGGCGGACACGAGGACCGCCAAGAUGCCGGCGGACGGAUCGAAGAAGAUCCGCCCGUCCACGGCACACGGGAAGAUCCAGUCGCAGAGAGUGAUGAGCAUCUUCGACGACAGCCAGCGACCACAGACGGCCGCUCCCUCGGGGUAUGACGACGGGACCGCGUCCAGGGCAACCCUGGCCCCGUCCCGACAAGAGCGGGCACCCACCGCCCGGCCCCGGGUUAACCAGGUACAGCAGCCCAAGGGAGCCCGGAGACUGACCGUGGGGGCGGUAGACGGGAUCGGACACAACGAGGCGGCCCAUCGGAUCCAAGUCCCCGCCAACCAAGGCCAGGUUAUGAAGGAAGCUGACACAGAUGGCAGUGGUGCUCUCAACCUUGAAGAGUUCAAGCAGGUGCUCAAGAACUGCCUGGGCAUCCGUGGAAGGAAUGAAGAACAGAUUGUUGCCCUGUUUAUGAAGAUAGACUCAUCGUCUGAUGGCGAAAUUGCUUGGGAUGAGUUCUGCACUUACAUGCAGCUGGAGUAUGCGGAGAAAGAAGAGGCAGUCCUACGCGACAAGGACGUGGCGUUCCACCUACCGGCCGCCAUGGGAAGUACACCUCACAGGGAGCCAAUCGUGAAGGUGUCCCACACGCCAGACAACACGUUCAUGGCUCUGGGACAGGACGGAAUGGUCACCUUCUGGUCUCCUAACUUAGACCUGAAGAGAACAAGAACAGUCGUGACAGAGCAACAACAGGCCAACAGAAUAAAGAACAAGUGGAUCACAGACUUUGUGUUGAUGUCGCAGUACAACAAGUUCAUCAUCGGCACAGGCGAUCGAGAGAUCCAGUUUUAUGAGCUGUCCAACUUUGAGCCCUACUGUCAGAUCAGCGGGUUUGAAACUGUUCCGCUGAAGCUAGACUACUGCCCCACAGGUCCAGCUGAAUGCCUGGUGCUGUUUGGAGACAGUGAAGGAUGUGUCAACAUUGUUGUUAUCAGAAACACUGGAGAGACGUUACGGACCUGGAAGAAAUUUCCCAAGACAGAGGGCAUAGCUAGUGUCAACGUAGAAGUGGUAGCAAACGGAAGUUUCACAAAAUACAUAAGAUGGAAGGUGCACAGAGACUGGGUGGGGCAGCUACGUUACUAUGACGACAUCAGAUCUGUCAUUUCCUGUUCCAACCACGCCAACUCGGCCUUGGUUAUAGGUUGUGUAUCAGGCAGCACCCAUGUGGAACAACAGCUGAAGGAGAUAUCUCAUGACAAGUUUACAGCCAGUAAGUCCAAGAUGCCUUCCCUCGCCUACGCACAGACUAGGAAGAGACUGGACACUGAUGAGACAGUCUUCAAGAUCUACAAAGGAGUCAAGACAUUCGACUUCUCCAAGGAGAAGAAUCUUAUAGUCACUGGAGGGAUGGAUAGAAUAGUUAGGACAUGGAACCCAUAUGUACCAAGCAAACCCACGGGUAUGCUGAGAGGUCACAACGCUCCCAUCUUCCACCUCCACAUCAGUGCUGAGGAGAACAGGAUCUUUAGUGUCUCUACAGACAAGACUGUCAAGGUGUGGGACACGUCAGACCAGUCCUGCCUCAUCACAGUCACAGCUAAGAGCCAUAAGAUCCGAGGGGACCUGAUGUGCUGCCACUACUCCGCACUGGCCAAGAGUCUGGCCAUGGUCACUGACCAGCUGGCUCUUCUGCAGCUCAAGAUGAAGUCGUCCCUGAAUGCAGACAUAGUCCUGUCUCACAAGGAGUCAGUGCAGUGUUGUAAAUAUAACAGCUCUUUCAAACAAGUCAUCUCCUGUUCAGAUGCAUCGGUGGUGAAAGUAUGGGACUUUGAGACAGGAACACAGAUCUUUGAGUUCUCCGGAGCACAUGGGGACAAGCCAGUCACCUGUAUGACUUUUGACAGUACAGAAAGAAGACUUAUCACAGGAGGCAGGGAUGGGGUGUUGAGAAUUUGGAACUUCAACAACGGACAUUGUUUGAAAUCACUCAUAAAAGAAAACACAGAAGAGGUGACAGACUGCUGCUAUGUGGAGUUACUAAGGAACAGAUAUGUGGUGUCUGUGGGCUGGGACCACAGGAUCAACAUCUAUGCUGAUGCAGCAGAAGAUUUCCAUCACUACCAGAGUCCUCUACCAAAGUGGACCGAUGAUGUUGCACAUGGGCACAAAGACGACAUCCUGUCCGUGGCCACGUGUCCGCCCAACCUUCUGGCGACCUCGGCGUACGACGGGAAGGUGAUCGUGUGGAACAUGGUGUCAGGACACAUCUACUGUCAUCUGGUCUCACCUGAGCUGCGGAGCAACACCUGUAGCUCUUCUGAUGAUGAGGACGACAACAGACUCAAACAAGAUACUUCAGAUCUGAGCAUCAAGAAGGUGCUGUUCUUAAAGAGUCGGGCAGGGAAGAAAGAUGCUGCACAGCUGAUUGCCAGUGGACCAAAGGGACAAAUCCAUUUCUGGAACAUCUUUCAAGGAGGCCACCUGUAUGGGCUAGUGAAUGGGUCCAAGAAACAGGGCACAGUGACUUCCAUGAUUCUCAAUGCCAGCGACACUGUUCUGUACACAACAGACUCGAUAGGGUUCGUGUAUGUCUGGGACAUCGAUGGCUUCUGUGAAGAUGGUGAGGCACCUAUACCUCCUGCAUUGAUCAGAGACUGGAGAGCUCACACACAGAGUAUAACUGGUAUGGACCUGAUAGAAGAACACAACAUUGUGAUCACCUGUGCUCUGGACUGCACGGUCCGUGUCUGGACACUGGAGGGCAACUUUGUUGGAACAUUUGGUCAGCCUGACCCCUGGGAUAUCUACAACCCCAGCACAUAUUCCCACCCCAUGGUGCCCUACGACGUGCUGGUGGACCCACUGAGCAUGCCCAGCCACCCGGUGAUUGACAGGAGGAUGUCCGUGGCUGAUGUAGUCCAUGCCGACUCCAUGGAGGGUAGCGAUGCAGGGGAUGAUGAUGAUGAUUUACAGAGAAGGCCUCACACAGCGCCCAACUUCUCCACCCUGCACUCUGAGUUGUUGGUAGGAGAUGAUGAAAUUGCUGAAGAACUGAAGAGACAACCUUUUGGAAAGGCCAUUGGAAAAAGGUUACGCCACGAGAAGAUGAUGAACGCCCCCAACAAGUUCAAGGACCACGGCGGACCCAACGCGUAUCAGAGCCUCCAGUGUUACGACCUCGUCGACACGCCCGAGAUCAUCCCGCCUAACCCUUCUGCUGAGAUAGACGACCCAUUUGCAGAUAUAUUGGACUGAGCUCGUGCACAGUGCGCAGCAGGGCUUUAGCCAGUUUGGCCCUUUUUUAGCCAUCCAAAUUCACUUUGACGGAAAUAUCCUACAAGGAGGCAUAUUUUCCGUCAUCGUUGUGGGAAUUUCCACCAUUCUCUUUGACGGAAAUAUCCUACAAGAAGGCAUAUUUUCCAUCACUGUUGUGGGAAUUUCCACCAUUGUUUGACCCUUUUGUAGCCAUCUAAAUUUCCUUUGACGGAAACAUCCUACAAGAAGGCGUAUUUUCCAUCAUUGUUGUGGGAAUUUCCACCAUUGUUUGGCCCUUUUUUAGCCAUCUAAAUUCUCUUUGACGGAAAUAUCCUACAAGAAGGCAUAUUUUACAUCAUUGUUGUGGGAAUUUCCACCAUUGUUUGGCCCUUUUUUAGCCAUCUAAAUUCUCAUAUUUUCCAACAUCGUUGUGGGAAUUUCCACCAUUGCAUUCAAAUUUGGAUAAUAUAAACAUGACUUAUCUUUCCCCAUCAACUUUUGAUGGAGGGUUGACAGAAUGGUCAUAGAAUUAUUCCGUCAUACCAGGGCUGUCUCCAGGGCACAUCUUUCCGUCUUGGGAUGGACAAAAUUUGACCAGUCUGUCAGAAAAGAUGAAAAAUGACAACUGAAAUUGAUGAAAAAUGUAGCUUUGUAAGCUUUAAACCACAGGUUCAUCAAUAUAUGAAAAUUAACAACAUGGGUUCCCAAACAAUGCGUGGGACAUAAAAUAAUCUAUACGUAAAAACAGCCUUCCAUAACAAUGAUGGAAAGACAGCAGGUGCUGGCUAGAGCCCUUGUGUACAGUACUCAGGGGAAGAGUACCGCAUUAUAAAGGCAAAGAGAUUGCAGUCCAAACAUCUAACGUUAUACCUGCAAAUAAGUUUCUAUCUCAAGAGAAAGGAGAGGUGGGUUGAAGCUGUUGUCGGGAAUGUAAACUCAGGAUUUGACCCUGAACUUGAAGUUGACCUGAUGCGCAAGAAUGCUGGACAGAAGAGAAACUCCAGCGCACCACGGAGACAAUCGAUAAAAUCAUACACCGUGGCUGUCAGAUAAGGGUCUUAUUUCCCCUGUGUGUACAGCAAUGAUAUUGCACACGAAUAAUUUCUGGUAGUGUGUGACUGGAAAAGGAGCUGACUGUAUUGUCAAUAUCUUGUGUGAUAUUGUUGCUGCUUGUCACUAAUGUGGAAAACUGAUAUGAAUCUUUAUAAUAUCUUAAUCAAGUCAAGUCAAUUUUGGGCAGUCUUGUAGCUAGUUACAGCACUUUGGUUCAACUUUCCUAAAAUGCUUUGAGAGUCUUUUUCAAAAUGCCAAUUGUCUUCAGGUCACAUACGUCCUAUGAUUGGCGCUCUUGGUGUAAUUGCGGAUAUGUCGUACAAAACUCUGCUAUCUUUUUAGUUUACUAAACGAAAAAGGCUGUCUUUAUUUGUUCAAAGCAAGAACAUUAAUUUAAAAUGCAUUGCAACGUCUUACAACAGAAGACGCUGAAUUGCGCACUUUAUGCAGAAUGAUACAUUAUGCAAACAUUGAUACAAUUACAAGGGAAUGUUAACAUACAAGGAAUAAAAUAACAACUACAAAAUCCUCUUAUGAUACAAAGUAGUGACAGAAAACUACAAAUACAUGUAGUCUUAGAUCCUUAUCAGUGGUAAGGGUUUGUCACCGCCUACUUGAAACUUCCACGACAUCACAAUCGUACAACCAAUGUGACCUCACCAUAACCUUUCUGUGUGAGGGAUCAAGUGAGUACUCUCCCUCAGAGUUUGCAGACUGACCUGAUCCGAUGACCGGCACUAAAAAUAUCCUUUAUUGACUGGAAGCUUAGAAUACCACAGUGCAAACCAGCUAAAUCGUUAAUGCACAAUAAAACCCAGGAGGAAAAUAGAUCCAAAUGGUGGAUGGGCUCUGUGCUGUAAAAUGCGGGUAAAGGGAGCACCCUGUUCAUUAUGGGCGGUAAUGUCUGACUCGACUGGUCCAUCCAGGUGUCAUUAUCUCCGACAAUUGAUCUGUAGUUGAUGAAAGAAGGCUAUAAAGUUUUUUGAGGGGUCACGAUGUAAGUCAGGCAUUCCAAUGACGUUACUGCACCAAUCGUCAUAGCCAGUAGUUCGGUUCAUCGACUGUUCAAUGAAACAGGUUUCUCCACAAGCUUAAGCCCCUGUCAAGUAUGACAGAAAGAAGCUAUGAAGUAGCCGUGUAUAUUAAGAUAUAUUGUAUUAUCUUGGGCAAUUGGUCUGUAGAUCAUAAAAGAAUGCUGUACAGUUUUUGAAGGGGUCAUGUUGAAAGUGACAGAUUCCAAUGAUACAAGUCACCAAUCCUUGACUAUGCAGUAGGUGUGUGUAUAAAAUGUAUGUAAGAAACAUAUUUUGUAUAUAUUGAGCAAUGAGAUAUAAAUAUUACUCAAACAAGGUGCAGUAUCGGAAUACAUGAUGAAAAUCUUGUUUAAUGUCGGAGAAGAGUGUACAUUUUUCUGUUUUGAGGGUUUGUUGGUUUUUGACAAAAUAAGCCACCUAAUUUGAAGUCUGACUCACUUUUCAGAAUAUGCAGUUUUUUUGCAGUAGUUCUCUAUUGCAACAAUGCUCUUGUGGUAUACAUGUAGCUUGCACAUGUAUGAAAUGAUCUGUCACAUAAACAGAAGGCUCUUUGACCAGAGCCAAUUAUGUGUAAUAUUGAAAAUAAAACUUUUAUUAUAAUUA
Branchiostoma floridae (Florida lancelet) is the source of this 6246-nucleotide messenger RNA. Its product is annotated as WD repeat-containing protein on Y chromosome-like. Gene Ontology annotation, molecular function: calcium ion binding; protein binding. The record is from RefSeq and is a predicted model, not a curated record. NCBI's taxonomy places the organism in Eukaryota, Metazoa, Chordata, Leptocardii, Amphioxiformes, Branchiostomatidae.